UUUCGAACAGACAUGGGCACCCCGCUGAUGGGUGUGAUCUGACAGCAGCGACGUCACAUUCCUCUGCCGUGUGAACAGAAUUUUCUUCUCUUGUGAGGAAAAGCCGGAUUUCACUUUUAUCCACUUGAGUUUUCCCUAUUGCUCUAGUUAGUUUCCUUCCUUGGUUGAUUGCUCUAAGCAAAAAUGGGUCUCAAGGGAUGCCAAAUUAUUCUCGACAACCCCUGGAACACCUACUAUGCUGGCCAGACAAUCAAUGGCAAAGUUGAGUUCACCUUCGACUCUCCCAAGAAAGUUCGUGGGAUUAUCAUCCGUUUUCUUGGGGAGGCUAAUACCUCAUGGGAGGAACGUGAAAAACGCCAGGAUAGUGAGGGAAAGGAGACUGAGGAGGUGACUCAUCUAAGUGGCCAUGAGGAAUACUUCCAAAUUCAAUACUACCUCCUUGGUGGAAAGAAUAGUGCGGAGGUUGAACUUGAGGCUGGCACACAUACCUAUCCUUUCACUUGUGCUCUUCCACCAACCCUUCCGUCUUCCUUUGAGGGCGAAUGGGGCCAUGUACGCUACACUGUAAAAGUUACACUCGAUCGACCCUGGAAAUUCGAUCAGGAGAGCAAAAUGGCAUUCACGGUGAUCUCUCCGGUGGAUCUGAAUCUCAAUCCGCGCGUUAAGGAGCAGUUCAAAUUGGAUCUGGAGAAGUCUUUCUGUUGUCUGUGCUGUCGCUCAGGUCCCCUAUCCACUAUUGUCAUUGUUCCCGUGACGGGAUUUGUGUCUGGACAGGUGAUUCCUAUUACGGCCGAAUGUGACAAUGCUAGCAAUGUGCAAGUAACCGGCAUGAAGGUUUACAUGCGUAAGAUAAUCUCCUUCCACACCCAUACACCUCGCCGAGAGACCAAGAAGGACAAGGUAAACAUCUCGGAAGUGUCUGGAGGUGCCACAGAACCCGGUGGUUCAAACACUUGGACAUUCAAGUUGGAAAUUCCACCACUUCCACCAUCGAAUUUGGUCAAUUGUGGCAUCAUUGAUGUUGAUUACGAUCUCAAGAUUGUCGUGGAAGUGGCUGGAGCUCAUAGAAAUCUCGAAGGAAAGAUUCCCAUAACUCUGGGUACAGUUCCAUUGGCGGAAUUUAAGUCCCCUGCACCCUAUAAGGACGAACCACCGCAGGAUCCAUCGAUGUUGCCUACUCAGCCCGUGAGUCCAGCCAGUCCUCCAGAGACAGGAGGAGCACUCGGAUGGUCAAUCACUGACUCUGGCGGUCAUCAAUUAUAUCCCAAUAUUCCUCCGCCAACAUUUGCCGAGAGCUCCUACAAAUCUCCAAGUAUCGCCAACAAGGAGGACAACGAAUACACAAGAUUCGUGGGUGAUAAUUUUGCUCCCAGAUACCCAACGUAUGCAUUUAAUCCAACUGCUCCUCCUCCAGCCAAUCUUUAAAAAUCUCAAAACUCAACGUCUUUGUAUUCUUUCUUUAUACUCAUUUUGAGGUCUAUCUCUUAGAUUUUAGGCUAAAACUUUACCUUUAAAUUGCACAAUUUACUGCACAAAGUGUCCUCAAGGUGUCCUCGAGAGUGUACACUCAUACACACAUAAUUCAACAAAAGUUAAUUAUGAUUAGAGUUAAACGAACGAAAAGUUGAUUAUGUCAGCAGAAUGGUGUCUUUUUCGCUUCAAUCAAAUUUGGGAAUAGGAUCUAUUAUUUUUACACAAGAGUGCUAACAGUAGUGAUUAAGAAAACAAUUAACAAGAUUAAUUAUUAAAAAAAAAAGAUACAUUACCGAAAUCUUCCGUUACUGCUUGAUAGUUCUUAUUUGAUGAGUGCCUCAAAAAACGUUGAAUAACAAUUCGAUGAUAAAUUACAACUUUGCUAGUCAAGAGAUAUGGAUAUUUCAUAGAGAUAUGAAAUUUACAAUUUUUGCAAUAACAUUUUUGGAUACGAUCAAAAUUGCAGAGAAAUAUUUGUUGUUUAUUCUCAUAAAAAAAAACAUUUGUAGAAAAUAAAAUAAAGAGUUAAGAGAA
This is a messenger RNA of Phlebotomus papatasi, 2007 nucleotides long. Its product is annotated as arrestin domain-containing protein 17. The record is from RefSeq and is a predicted model, not a curated record. Gene Ontology annotation, cellular component: cytoplasm. Bases 184 to 1425 code for a protein of 413 amino acids. Lineage: Eukaryota; Metazoa; Arthropoda; Insecta; Diptera; Psychodidae. The transcript has 4 exons. Gene Ontology annotation, biological process: protein transport.